Arabis nemorensis is the source of this 1923-nucleotide messenger RNA. Lineage: Eukaryota; Viridiplantae; Streptophyta; Magnoliopsida; Brassicales; Brassicaceae. The record is from the annotation of a GenBank genome assembly.
AUGGAUUUGCAUUUGAAGAAGUUGUUUGGUAGGUUUCAGGAACAAUUCGGUUCAGGUCCGGGUCUUGGACCCGGAUCCGGUGUUUGCUUGAUGAAAGUUGAAGGUAUAUCUUCCAAUAUUGUUCAAUCCAUAUUCAGAGCUUCAGCUUCUUUAUACAGAAGUGAGCCAUGGAAGAAGCUUAGACCGGGUCAUUUGUUCGGUGUUCGGGUCGGAAAAGACUCUGACUGGUCAGGAAAGAGACGGCCUUUUCAAUGUGUUCAGUUCAUAGGAGGUGAUGGUGGUGAUAUAGCAAUCUAUAUGUAUAGGUCAAUGAACUCUGCUCUGAAAAUGACUGAUGAUUCAUGGGAAAUGGCUAGAGUUCCCAAUGUCGAGGUUUUGAGGGUUACUUAUGAGCUUGAGUCAUUGAUGCUUCCUUCUAAUAAGAGAAUGGUUAAGUCUUUGGGUUUAGAGGUUUCUGGGACUGAUCGGUUUCCGGUCAUCGAUGUUGCGCGGUGCAUGACCACUGGCGAGCUUCAGUUCAGAAACCCGACACUCGAAGAGCUUAGGCUUGUGUUUGUUGUAAUGAAAGCUCUUUCUUUGGUUCAUCCUUUGCUGCUUCAAGAGGAGAAUCAAGUCAGGGGAUUGCCAAGGAUGUUAAAGUUUUCACCUUUUAUUGAGACUGUUGAUGUUCAGUGGCCACCAGAGAUGUUUAAAGGACAUGAUUUUGUUGCUGUCACGGUUUCGCAUCCUCCUGGUCAAUCAUAUGAACAGAAGUCCAAGAAAACCGCGGUAAUGGCACGCGAAGAUGAUGAGUUGGAAAUAGUUUCAGGCAUGACCAAUCUGCAAGUUGGUUCUGGUGCAGAAGCGGGUUUAAGACGGUGCACAAUGUGCGAGAAAUCUGUUCUUAGAGAUGAGUCUGUUUGUUGUAGCCAUUGCCGUGCAACUAUGUACUGUAGUUCAGAUUGUGAGAAAAGGCACUGGCGAGAGAUGCACCGGAGUGUUUGUGGUCUCUACGAAGCAAUGAUGAGUAGAGAAGAAGAGCUUAAGAUCAAGAUCUUCACUUUCUCGUGUUAUGCUGAAAACGCAUGCCAAUGGCUUGGAUCUUUAGGUAUCCAUAAAAAGGGAAUGUGGAGGAGACAAUGCGGUUGCUAUUCUCACAGCCCUUUCGGGCUCUUAAACGGUAUCUCCUCAGAUGCACAAUCUGAAUCAUGGGGAGGGCUUGAGGAUAGAGAUUAUCCUCAAGAUUUACCGAUUCAGAAUCUGAACAACGGGCGUUCCCUGGGUAUGUUCCUCCUGUCAAAUUGGUCGGAUUACUAUAAUCUCCGUUGUUUACCACCAUCAAGCCCGGUUUGUGACAUUCUCUCCUACCCUUUGACCCUUUACCACAUAUUAACAACACUAAGCAUUCAUUGCAAGAAUCUCUUGCUCAAAGGGAAAGAAGUGACUGUCCAUUACGUAGGUCCUGAACGAGAACUCGACUGGAUUAAAGCAUUUGCAGAGAUCAAUCACUUACUUAAUGGUUUAGGAACCGUGCAGAUCAUAAUGGUCGGACCUGAAGUUCCAUCCGACUUAUCUGGUACAAUAGCAACCACCUCCACGACAAACAAUAGCAGAGUUAAGGUGAGCUUUGUGAAAGGUUUGUACCAAGACGAGGUAGCAUACCUGACAUCACCAGACAUUGUUGUAGCCUUCAACUGUGACCUUGACGGGUAUUCGAGCUGGGCAGGAGCAGUUGAGGCUGUGAACAACAUGCGCAGCCCGGGUUUCUUCACUGAUAAGACAGAAGAUGCUUGUGGAAAUGCAAAGGCGGUUUUGCAUAACGCAGGGCUGGAUAUCUCUCAUCCGGUUGCUCCAAACCCUUUCCGCUCACCUGUGAGGACUUAUGCAGAGUCCAGCAAUCUUCCAUGUUACAGCAACGGCUUCAUCCUCGGGGUGAAUACAUAA